AUGCUUCCUCAGCGAAUGAAGAAAGUCGUUACUGAUAACCCUAAAAAGCUCGCAAACUUGAUCGAUCUCGUUAACCUUCCUCCCACUCUCAGAGACUUCGUCGGUCAAUCUCAGACUUCUCGAUUAACCUGUUUCAUGCGUGUUUGGUCCUACGUCAAAACCAACAAUCUUCAGGAUCCAAAUAACAAGAACAUGGUAAACUGUGAUGAGAAGUUAAAAGGUAUUUUACUCGGGAAACCUCGGGUUGAGUUAGCAGAACUUCCAGCACUUAUCAAGCUACAUUUUCUGAAAGAGCCCAAGAUUUGGAACUUCUGUAGCGGCUGCAGAACUAUUGCAUCCAAAGCCUCUGCAGUCGAUACAAAUGAAUUAGAUAAUCCCCAUACCCUCUCACAUCUCCGUAUGCAUACCGUCAGCAGUGCAUGGCUACUGUACAAAUCCAGUACAGCAGGAAAUGGAUUCCUUUCUGCAACACUACAAGGUUUCAGUGUUUUUGGUGACCAGGAAGGAGUUGAACAAGGAUUUCGGUUAGCAAUAGGAAAGCCUGAGAGCAUUGGAGCCAGUCCUCCAAGUACACUGUCGUAUUAUGAAAAUCAGGAGUCAAUUGAUAGUAGCUCAAGUAAAGGGAAUAAUUUUGAACCAGUUCAAACAAUGCUCAUUGUUGAUAUGAAAUUUGGUCCGGAUUCAACAUUUGUUUCUGUGUGUAUCCAGAGACCUCAGUUACUUGUUGCACUAGAUUUUCUUCUUGUUGUAGUUGAGUUUUUUGUUCCAACAGUCAGCAGUAUGCUAUCAUUUGAAGAACACAAUUCCUCCAUGCUGAAUGCAAUCAUCAUAGAUCAGUCUAUCUACAAGCAACCUUGUGUUGAAUUUUCCCUCUCACCUCAAAAGCCUUUAAUAGUUGAUGAUGAAAAUUUUGAUCAUUUCAUUUAUGAUGGGGAUGGUGGAAUUUUAUAUUUAAAAGAUGGGCGGGGUUUGAAUCUUACAUCAGCUAGCUCAGAGGCUAUAAUCUAUAUUGGAAAUGGGAAAAAAUUGAAAUUUAGAAAUGUUGUUAUUAAGGGUGGACAGCACUUGGAUUCUUGUGUUUUUCUUGGGGAAAAUAGUAGUUAUUCAGCUUUAAAUGAUGACCAUGUCUAUUUGGAACAAUCAGUUGAAAGUCCUCAGGCAAUAUCUCCGAGAGGUAGCGUGCAUGAAGGACCAUCCCAGAAUAAUGCAGCUAAUAGCUCUGCGGAGGUUAUCGUUGAGCUUCAGGCUGUUGGUCCAGAGCUUACAUUUUAUAACACAUCAAAAGAUGUAGGGGAAUCAUCAAACUUGUCUAAUAAACUUCUACUAGCACAGUUGGAUGCAUUUUGCAGGUGA
This is a messenger RNA of Vicia faba (fava bean), 1353 nucleotides long. Lineage: Eukaryota; Viridiplantae; Streptophyta; Magnoliopsida; Fabales; Fabaceae. The record is from the annotation of a GenBank genome assembly.